AUGGGUGGUUUAUUCAUCAGUUUAAGGAGAUCACAUACAAUUAGUGUUCUUGUAACAAUCAUGUUUUUAACAUUAUUUUUUGAGAAUCCUACUGUUGAUGCUGCUGAAAUGAAGACAUACAAUUGGGAAGUCGCAUAUAUGAAAUGGUCACCAGAUUGUGUUGAAAAUACUGUUAUAGGUAUAAAUGGUCAGUUUCCUGGUCCAGAAAUAAGGGCUAAAGCUGGUGACACCAUUGUUGUUAACCUUAGCAACAAACUUAACACAAAGGAAGGUCUUGUCAUUCACUGGCAUGGUAUCAGACAGCUUGAUACACCAUGGGCAGAUGGAACUGCUUCCGUCUCACAGUGUGCCAUCAACCCAGGAGCGACUUUUCAAUACAGGUUCAUAGUUGACAGGGCGGGGACAUAUUUCUACCACGGACACUACGAAAUGCAAAGAGCAGCUGGGUUAUACGGAUCCUUAAUCGUUGACGUUGCAGAUGGUAAGAUAGAACCUUUCCCUUAUCAUGGUGAAAUAAACCUAUUAUUAAGUGAUUGGUGGCAUCAAAGUGCUCAUGAUCAAGAAGUUGCUCUGUCAUCCAAUCCCUUCCGGUGGAUCGGUGAGCCACAGUCUAUUUUGAUCAACGGGAGAGGACAGUACAACUGUUCUAUUGCUGCCAAGUACGAUAAUACAACAAAUUAUUGUAAUAUAUACGGUCGACCAUCUGAUCAAUGCGAACCAUAUGCUCUAACUGUCGAACCAAGUAAGUUUUACAGACUGAGGAUUGCAAGCACUACUUCACUAGCCUCCCUUAAUUUGGUCAUCGCGAAUCACAGGAUGAUAUUGGUGGAAGCUGACGGGAAUUACCUUCAACCGAAAUAUGUUACCAACCUCGACAUUUAUUCAGGGGAAUCGUACUCCGUUAUUCUUAACACGGGUCAAGAUCCGUCAGUGAACUACUGGGUUUCGCUAAGUCAAAGAGGAAGAAAACCUCCUUUUCCUCCACCAGCACUUACAAUCUUAAACUACAAGCCAAAUUCAGUUUUUGAUGUAAUGCCUUCUUCUCCACCACCUCUGUCUCCUGCAUGGGAUGAUUUAGCUCAAAGUAGAAAUUUCACCAACAAAGUAUUGGGUUUACAAGUUGACGGAAUUUCGCUCCAGCCCCACCCAUCAGCAAUACCCAGACCCCCAGUUCGUCAUGACCGCAGGAUCUUUCUCUUAAAUACCCAAAUCAAGAUUGAUGGCUAUGUCAAAUGGUCUGUAAACAAUAUCUCUUUAGUUCUACCAACAACGCCAUAUCUAGGGUCACUCAAGUUUGGAUUGAAAAAUGGUUUCAAUGCUACGACACCACCAGAGACUUUCCCCUCCACUUACGAUAUAACGAAACCACCUGCCAACCCAAAUUCCACGUACGGAAGUGGUGUUUAUAAUUUUAAACACAUGGAAAUUGUUGAUGUAAUUCUCCAAAAUGCUAAUGCAUUGGGAGAGGGUGUGAGUGAGAUUCAUCCAUGGCAUUUGCACGGACAUGAUUUUUGGGUCUUGGGUUACGGAGAUGGGAAAUUUUCAGAAGAAAAUGAUGAGAAAAAUUUGAAUUUGGUGAACCCACCAUUGAGAAAUACUGUAGUUGUUUUCCCUUAUGGAUGGACAGCCAUAAGAUUCAUUGCUGAUAAUCCAGGUGUUUGGCCAUUUCAUUGUCACAUUGAACCGCAUUUACACAUGGGUAUGGGUGUUAUUUUUGCUGUUGCUGCAGACAAGAUCAAGCAGAUACCUAAUGGAGUUUUAGAUUGUGGGCUGACAGCAACCACAGCACCAACUAUAAGCAACAACGCAGUCGGUCCCCUUGUGCGCCUAAACAUAUUUCAUUAUGUAGUACAUGUUGCAUUGCUAGUGAUUUCAAUUCCCUGCAUUAAAUUCUUUUAG
This is a messenger RNA of Papaver somniferum (opium poppy), 1899 nucleotides long. RefSeq names its product L-ascorbate oxidase-like. Gene Ontology annotation, molecular function: oxidoreductase activity; copper ion binding. Gene Ontology annotation, cellular component: plasmodesma; extracellular region. The transcript is spliced from 4 exons. The record is from RefSeq and is a predicted model, not a curated record. Bases 1 to 1899 code for a protein of 632 amino acids. NCBI's taxonomy places the organism in Eukaryota, Viridiplantae, Streptophyta, Magnoliopsida, Ranunculales, Papaveraceae.